Erpetoichthys calabaricus (reedfish) is the source of this 6337-nucleotide messenger RNA. RefSeq names its product transmembrane protein 64 (gene tmem64). The coding region runs from base 761 to 1798 and encodes 345 amino acids. NCBI's taxonomy places the organism in Eukaryota, Metazoa, Chordata, Cladistia, Polypteriformes, Polypteridae. The record is from RefSeq and is a predicted model, not a curated record. The transcript has 3 exons.
UAGAAAAAAAAAGAUUGCAGGUCAGACAGCGCCUGACUGGGCACAGAUUACGAGAGGUGAGGGAAUGGGGAGUGUCAGGGAGCUGACAAGCCUGACAGGACUGUUAGAUGUACCGGAAUAUACCGACAGGUGCUUUACGACGACGUAUUUGAAAGAAUCAACAAAAUAAACAUAGAAGAAAAAUAACAGGGUAUCGAGUGACACGACGGAGUUAAUGCGUCGGAAGCUCCGAAAGUUGCCGGAUAUCUUAGAGCGACUUGCCACAUCUGCAGCUGCUGCGCCUGCUCACAUGAACUAGUGCUCUCGCCGCUACCUUGUCGCUUCCCUUCUUGGAUAUGGAGAGGUCUAGUAUGGGUUACGAAUCGACGGUAACGAAGCUAUAUUUACAGACUGUGACAUCGGACUUGCAUAACUCAGGCAUUCGGUACCCUGGAUAAUUAAAAGACCUCCUCACAGUAAUGUUGCAUACAUUUGAAGCAAGCCUCGUCGUUCUAAGUUUCUUUGUUUCGCUGUCUUUGGAUGCCUUUUUGAAUGUGCAGUCCCUUUUAGUUUUGUUUACAUGCAUGCACGCGCUCGCGAGCGCGCCCCUCGAUACUGCUCUCAGACCAACGUUUCUAGCAGUCUGCACCAUGGUAUUACCUUCUCAAUUUAAUAUUAAUCACAUACUUAUCUGGAGAAGGAAUCAUUGAUGUCUUACUUGAUUACAAGUCCGAAAUCAGUCGGCCGGACCUUUUGGGGAAAACGCUUUCUCACCCUAUGAAUGAUGUGGAUUCCUGGAGGGGCAGCCCUGCAGCUUUUGGGGAAAGUGUUGAAACACGUAGCAUCUAAAGGUCAUCAGCAACUUCAUCGCUGGUUGCAGCGACCCACCCAUGAAAUAGACGACAGCAGCACUAUGGACGCGGCAGUGGGCAGCAUGUACGACGAGAGAUGCCUCAAGUUAGAGACGAGUAGCGAAGCGAGCGAUUCCAGUGCAUCUUUUCUCUGGGAUCUCAAACACCCAUGCUGCGUGACCACUUGUUGUUACAAAAGCGCUUUGUUGGCCUGCAUUUUGGUGACUGUCUGCUUUUCUUCUGUGGCAUUGGUACGACAGUAUCUGAAGGAUUUACUUCUAUGGCUGGAGAGUCUGGACAGUUUGGUAGGAGCGUUGCUCUUCAUCGUCGGCCUCAUCAUCGUCUCCUUUCCUUGCGGCUGGGGCUACAUUCUGCUCAACGUGGCCGCAGGCUACUUGUAUGGUUUUGUUUUGGGGAUGGGGCUGGUAAUGGUGGGUGUUCUGAUAGGCACCUUCAUCGCACACGUGGUGUGUAAGAGACUCCUGACCGAGUGGGUCUUAGCAAAGAUUGAGAGUAACGAACAACUGAGCGCCGUAAUCCGCGUAGUGGAAGGAGGGAGCGGACUGAAAAUCGUUGCCUUAGCAAGACUUACGCCAAUACCCUUCGGACUCCAAAAUGCUGUGUUUUCGAUCACAGAUGUGUCUUUGCCUAACUACCUUAUGGCUUCAUCCGUUGGACUUCUUCCAACUCAACUGUUAAAUUCCUAUCUUGGGACUACUUUGAGAACAAUGGAGGAUGUAAUUGCAGAGCAAAGCAUCAGUGGUUAUUUCAUUUUUAGUUUCCAGAUAAUCAUCAGUAUAGGACUGAUGUUUUAUGUUGUCCACCGAGCUCAAGUUGAACUGAAUGCUGCUAUUGUAGCUUGUCAGAUGGAGUUAAAAACAUCCUAUAUGAAUGGUAAUGCACCAGAUCUCCAUGGCUCAUCAUUUUGCAGUAAACGGACUUCAGCAGGAGGAAUAAAUAUAGUUUAACCCUAUUACAAUAUGCUGUUGUAAUGCUGCAUUUCUGUAUUCUAUGGUUUAGAUGUUUUUCCAUUAUGGCUAUAUUAAAUGAAUAAACAAAAGGGCAUUAAAAGUGCAGUUAAACUUGAUGAUUUACAUUAUAGAAAAUACUUAAUUAUUGCCAAACAGUUUGCUUAAGUAUGGUACUUACUCAGAUUGCAAAUGUCAUUUUUUGUGCACUUAUUUAUCAUAGUUCUCAAUGGCAACAAACCUAGUGGCAAUAAAGGCAGAGCAGGAUUAUUAUCAUUGUUGCAGCAAAGAUAUGUUUGUCUAAUAGUUUACAAUUUAUUUAUGACUCAUACCAUUUUUUUUAGCUUUACAUUUUUAGAAAGCCCUGCAUGUAAAAUUUUCAACUUUGUUCUCUGCCACAUUAGGAGUUGUUUGUGUCACUAUGCAUGUUGCUGUAUUUGCACAAUCAAGGUACAGAGAAAUAAAAAUAUUUUUCAAGAGGCAUCAGAAUUUGUGAGAGGUAAAUAGACUCUAUGCUCUCAAUGGAUGACAGAAUGCUUUGAACACAGUGACACUUGUAUGAAGUUUACAGAUGAUUAUCGUUUCUUUGAGAUUUUCUUUUUACAUUAUUUAUUUUCAGGUUUACAUACUGAUGAAAAUAUGUGCUCUCUUCCGAGUACAAGAAAAAAGGUGUUCCUUUCUGAAAGGUGUACAGUUUCUGAGAUAUAAUUAUGUACCAGAUUAAACGUAUAAUUAGUCCAGCAACUGAUUCAGGGUGAAUCCAGAAAAUAAUCAUUUUAGCAACUGUAUGUGCCUUUACAAAUCAUUUAUUAAUACCCAUUCUAUUUUGUUUGGAUUAAAAACAUUUAAAUUCUUUUGCUUGUGCAAUACAACUAUAGUAAAUCAACAGUUAAUUUAAUGCAAGAUUCACUAAUUUAUCUUAUAGAGUAUGUUCUGAUACAAUGUGGCAUAAAACCAGAACCUAGUCACUUUUUAGUCUCCAGUUGCAGGUGGCUCAGUUUGUUGCUGGAGUAAACAAUAGCCUGUUGUACAUUUAAUAUAAUACUUCAUGGGUCUCCAUUUAUCACUGUUGUGGUGUGUAUCUGUUCUGCUUCGAUCACUAUGCUAUGGAAAAUAAGUGAAAAAUGUUGUUUUUUUUUCCAGCAAUUAAGUAAAUUUCUUUGUGAUUAGGGACAUUGACCAUGUUUAAAACACAAGCUAUAAUUCAAGGAAUCUUUUGCAUUAUGUUUUCUCAUUGUGUUGAAAAUAAGACUUCAUGUUAAAAUAAAAAAAAAAAUUGUAAUUAUUGUACAGUUUGCUGCUUGUUGUCACUUGUUUAAGAUGCUGAUGGUGAGAAAAAAUUGUGCUGGAUUGCCUUAAUAUUCCCUUUUAAAUGUGUAAGUUUUUAUACUGCAUAAAACUUGAUUCCCAGAAUUAAUUUGUAACAAGCAACCCAAGACUGGAUUUAUCAAGAAAAGUCUAAUAUACAGUAUUUGCAUCAAUACUAUUUUUGAACGUACACUAUCACACACUAACUAAAAGUUUGAACAUUUACAUGAAAUUAUAAACUUUGGUUAGCAUUCUGUUAAAUUAGUUUUCAUUACUUUAUUUUUUUGGUGAGAUAAUUGCUUGUACUGUUUUGUGCAACCUGCUGCUUAUUGAAGAGUUGGUAAAAUGUGUACUUUUCAAAUCUGUAAUGCUGCCUAAGAAAAAGAACAAGUUAAGAUGAGAUCAGUAGCAUUUUAUUCUGUUGAGGUGAGCUUGUGUUCUCAGUGUAUAUUUUGUGACAGAGAGUCGGCAAAUGUAAGGAAAAUUUUGGCAAAAGUGCACACAAUAUCCAUAACUACUUAAUGAAAUUCAUAGCAUGUAGUUAAGCGACAUUUCUUUCAAAUUGAGUUUUGACAAAAUUUUUCCAAUAGGUGCUUAUUGUUUAAAAAAAAAAAAAAAAAGUCUCCUGAUAUUUGGCAAUUGGUUACUAUCAGAUUUAUUUUAGCAAGAAAAUUUCAGCAAAGAUAGUUGCCUCAGUUUUUUUUCCACAUAACAUGGAAGAGAAUAUUUUUUAAUUCAUAUUGUUUAAUCUUUUUAUUUUAUAUAGCACAAGUCUUACCAUAAAUUGGCACAAUGUUCUAUAUAGAACACAAAAUACUACUGCAUCAGACUGAAAACCCACAAGAGUUCCUAAUGUUUUAUGAAAUUUAUUGACAUCUCCUCAGAAUCCAUCAGUGUGUAUUGCUAGAACCAUAUCAAGAGUAUGUGGUGUUUAUUUGAAAAAGUUUACCUGGCCUACAUUUUUUAUAAUAAUGUUUCAGUUGAAACCCAUUCCAUCCAUCCAUUUAAAGAACUUGGUUAAUUGAAUUUUAGGGUUACAGGAAGCUGUUGCCUAUCCUGGCAGCAUCAGGUGUAAGAAAGGAAAAAUAUCCCAGAUGGGGUGGCAACCCAUCACACGACACACCGGUGCUUACAAUUUCCUCCAUUUCCAGCUAAGCAAUUUAGAUUCCCUGGUUACCGUAAUACACUUUUCAUUGGGUUGCAUGCAGAUUAAAGGGGUGCAAUUAAAACGCACACAAACAAUAUCCACGUGCCUUGAGCUGUCAGACAGGACUGGUGACACUGCACUGUUGCACUGCUGUGAAAAUAUUUUGCUGUGCUGUCAGAUACAUUCUUUAGAAAAUAGAUUCAAUUCUUAUAAACAUCACUUUGGUUUGUUUUAUGUUUAUUUAAUAUUUUAGAAUUGUGGUCUAAUGGUAGGGUUGAGCAAAAAAUGAAAAAAAAAAAACAUCUUUAAGUGAACAUGAGAGGCUGGAGUUGGUACUAACUAAUAAGUAAACUCUGCUUGUUAAGUACUGCCGUAUAAAUCUGUUCCUUCUCAGUAUGCAUUGGGAACUUAAUGUACUGUACACAUCACUAUGACAUAUGCUUUCAUUUUUGCUUUGUAGCUUGAUUUACUGGGAUAAAGUUCUGCUUCCUCUGCCACUGAAUUGGAUUCAUAAAAUGGAUUGCUGGAUGAAUGGGGCAUAUGUCUAAUAUUUAUGUAUACUAUCGCUUGCAUUUCUUUAGUCUAAAUAAUAUUUUUGUUAUGGAUGAUAAAGUGUAGCCAGAGGACCAAAAAUAAACCUUAAAUUAAUAUGAAAUACACCUUCCCAUACAUUUCAUCAGAAAUUUAUUAAUGGUCUUAUUAAAAUAAAAGGAGUUGAUGUUGUCCGUUUCAUUUUUUGUUUAUCAAAUAUAGAUGGAAGGAUUGUAGAAUUCUGUUCCUGAAGCAGAGGAUGUUUUAAAAUAUCGUAUUUAAUUAGGGGUUUCAUUGUAAAUGAUUUUUUUUUUUGCACUUCUCAAGAAGCCCUGGUUUGUUUAAUUGGAGUCUGCAUAUUUUCCUUGGGUUGAUGUGGGCUUUUUCUUCUUGCCAUUAGGUUUCUUGAUAACUCAGGGUUGCCUUCUACUUGAUACAGCCUGGAUGGGCUUCAGCUUCCCAAGACCAUGUGCUGGAAAAACUAGCUUAAAAAAAAACAAACAAAAAAUGGGCAAAAGUGGAAAUGAACAACUUCUAGCUAGACCCUAUAUAAAACAAAUGAUACAACAACAUAGAAAGGGUUAGUGUAAAUAGUACAUUUGUACAUUUUGACAGCUACAUAAAUGUUUUUAAAUCAAUUCAUGUACUACGUUUUUCUGAAAAACAAUUUGCGCCUUAAGAAUGUUAGUUACUUUUGUAUCCAUUUUGUUUGCAACUGACACAUUUAAUAAAAUUAUUUUCCAUCCAUCCAUCCAUUUUCCAACCCGCUGAAUCCGAACACAGGGUCACGGGGGGGUCUGCUGGAGCCAAUCCCAGCCAACACAGGGCACAAGGCAGGAACCAAUCCCGGGCAGGGUGCCAUCCCACUAAAAUUAUUUUGCAUUAUUUUAUUUUAUUUUUUGCUUUUAAAGUUAUGAUUUAGCAUGCCACUAUUUGAUUAGGUACAGUAUAGUACUGCAUUGCAAAAAGCUUCUGUAAAUAAACAAUAAUUAGCAAAGUAUAUGUUUAAUAUCUCUGUUACUCAGUUUUAGGCAUUCUCCUAAAAUGUAAAAUAAAUUCUUGUAAGCUGUAUAGAAUUAAACCUUAAUGCAGAAUUGUGCUGUUUAAUAUAUCUAUUCAGACGAUGAGGUAAAAGUAUUUUACUAUUGAAAUCCUUGUUGAAAAUAUUGCUUUUUUGUCAUUAUUAUAUUGUAAAUAUAUAUUUUUCUUUUUGUGAUAAAUACGCAUAUUCAUUUUAAAUCAUUACAUUCUCAAUUGUAGCAAUAACAUUGGAUAUUACUAUAAACUGACUUUUCUUUUGUAAAUUUAGUGUGGAAUGGUAUAUUCUUGAAAUUUAAUGCCAUCUAAUGGCUUAGCAUCUCUUGAUAUGCAUAAAUGUUUUUGAUGUUGCAUUUUUUUAAGGUUAAUUGAAAUGGAAAAAAGUAAAUGUUGUGUACCCAAGCAGCACUCGUGUUCACCGCCUGCACUGUACAUUUUUGUUGGGGGCAGAAUUCUUGUACAGAACUUGCAAAUUCCUUUUAAGUUUUUACAAGCUUUUUGUUUACACUACCAUU